AUGCCCAGUGACAACGAGGGGCAAUCAUGUCCCUCUGAAGCCACCCCUCUCCUGCGCAAGAAUUCGGUCCAUCGGAAAACGAGUUAUCACGAUGUCUCGUAUUCUGCAACGGAUGUUGAAUCAGUCUGCUCAUACAGAGAUACAGAAGAAGAAGAAGCCAACGUUCGCUGUAUAUCCAGUGCAAGCUCUGCCGAAGGACUCGAUGUUGGUCCGGCUUCUGGGGCUGGCUCGCCCAACCAACAGCCGAACAUCUCAACCCAAGAUGGGGAGGAUUACGCCUCGAGAUUCAUUGAUAUAUCACCGACAAGGUUUUGGAUCAUCUUUAGUGGUAUCAUGAUGGGCUACCUGAUCGGCUUCUUUGACUCAACGCUCAUGGCUUCAAGCCAUCCAGUCAUCACCUCCUACUUCGAAGCAGCCAACUCAGCCUCCUGGUUAUCGACGGCCUUUUUGUUGACAUCGACCGCAUUUAUGCCGCUCUUGGGACGCAUCUCUGACGCAUUUGGCCGAAAGCAUGUCUAUCUCUUCUCUAUCGCCAUGUUCUUCCUCACGACAGCAGGCUGUGGCUUAGCGCAAAGUAUCGGCAGUUUCAUCGCUGCCCGCGCGCUGUGUGGGCUUGGUGCGGGUGGUAUCUUCUCCAUUGGUCAGAUCAUCUCUAGUGACUUGGUACGUCUCGAGUAUCGCGGUGUCUACCAAUCAUACAUCAAUCUGUGUCUCGGCAUCGGCGGUAGCCUCGGCCUUGCCUUUGGGGGUUACCUGUGUGAUCAUAUCGGCUGGCGGGGUGCGUUUCUCAUCCAACUGCCUUUCAUCUUCGUUUACUUUAUAGCAGCCGCUUGGACAGUCCCGGCAGAUCUCGGCAUUAAACAAACUGGAAUGGAGCGCAUGAAAGUCUGGCAGUUAGUCCGGAGCAUCGAUAUACUGGGAUCAAUCAUCUUGAUUAUAUGUGUGACUCUGUUGAUCAUGGGUCUGAACUUCGGAGGCAAUGUCUAUCCUUGGAGCCAUCCACUCAUUAUCAUCUCCCUGGUGUCAUCGUUAGUCCUAGCGGUUAUCUUGGUACGUUACGAGCUGCACGUUCCACGACCCGUGCUACCAAUUGAGCUCAUGGCAACGGAUCCUCGAGCUAGUAUCAUCUUUGGCAAUUUCUUUGCCUCCAUGUCUGUACACACCAUGCUGUUCAAUGCUCCGCUGUAUUUUCAGGCGGUGAAGCUGACCAGCCCAACUGCUUCUGGGCUACGCCUUGUGGCCUCCUCCAUAGCUGUGACUAUCUCUAGCGUGAGCACCGGGUUCAUGAUUAACUGGACCAGACGUCUCAAACCUUAUGUCAUCAUCGGUGUAUGUUGUAUGGUGAUAGGUGGAUGUGCAGCUGCAUCCAUGGGGAUUGACACCUCUCAACCACUCUCCAUGAUCUGCAUCUCAUUCUCCAGUCUAGGUCAGGGCUUCGCAUUUCCCAGCUUGAUGGUAUCUAUCCUCGCCACGAGCGAGAAACAAGAUCAGGCCGUCGCAACAACCACUCUGGGGCUGUGGAGAAACCUUGGCGCCGUGAUGGGUGUGGCUGUCAGCAGCUGGAUCUUUCAGAACAGUCUCAUAUACCAGCUUAACAAAAAUGUUACUGGUUUUGAGAAGAACCAUAUCAUUGCACUUGUCCGCAAAUCUGUUGAUACUAUCGCUCACUUGGAUCCAAUCCAUCGGCGAGAAGUCACUCUAUCAUAUUCCGCCGCUCUUCAACUGACCUUCAUAUCUGCCGCCUUAUGGGCAGUCAUUGUGUUAAUAUUGUUGGGUCGAGUCCGACUACCGCGGUUGGGGAGAAAGGCCUAG
Messenger RNA from Penicillium roqueforti, 1812 nucleotides. RefSeq names its product putative MFS multidrug transporter. Lineage: Eukaryota; Fungi; Ascomycota; Eurotiomycetes; Eurotiales; Aspergillaceae. Gene Ontology annotation, cellular component: fungal-type vacuole membrane. Gene Ontology annotation, biological process: transmembrane transport; basic amino acid transport. Bases 1 to 1812 code for a protein of 603 amino acids. Gene Ontology annotation, molecular function: basic amino acid transmembrane transporter activity. The transcript is spliced from 2 exons. The record is from RefSeq and is a predicted model, not a curated record.